CUGUCUGUCCUCUAAGCACCGAGGUCCCUCCCUCUGCACAGCCAGUGCCAGAGGCAGAGACGCCAUGACCCCCACCCUCACGACCCUGCUUCUCCUCGGUCUGAGUGUGGGCCCCAGGACCCGAGCGCAGGCAGGGACCCUCCCCAAACCCUCCAUCUGGGCUGAGCCAGGCUCUGUGGUCCCCCGGGGUAGUGCUGUGACCAUUUGGUGUCAGGGAAUCCUGGAGGCCCAAGUGUUCUUUCUGGAUAAAGAGGAACACUCAGGGUUCUGGGAUGUUCAUUUCCCAAAGAAGCCUGGGAACACGGCCAAGUUCUCCAUCACACACAUGACAGAUAGACCUGCAGGACGGUAUCACUGUUACUAUCGGAGCCCCGCUGGCUUGUCAGAGCGCAGUGACCCCCUGGAGCUGGUGGUGACAGGAUUCCAUGGCAAACCCACUCUCUCAGCCCUGCCCAGCCCCGUCGUGACCUCAGGAGGGAAGGUGACCCUCCAGUGUGCCUCAUGGGAGAAAUUUGACAGGUUUGUCCUGAGGAAGGAAGGAGAACCCAGGCCCUCGUCGACCCUCGACUCCCAGCGACCCACCAGUGGGCAGUUCCAGGCCCUGUUUCCUGUGGGCCCCAUGACCCCCAACGUCAGGUGGACAUUCAGAUGCUAUGGCUAUUUCAGCAAAACCCCUCAGAUGUGGUCCUACCCCAGUAAGCCCCUGGAGCUCCUGGUCUCAGGAACUUCUGGGGGCCCCAGCCCCCCACCCACAGGACCUGGCUCCACAGAGAGUCUUGAAAAGUACCAGAAAAUUGCGAUCGGGGCCUCUGUGACCUUAAUCUUGCUGCUUGCCCUCCUCGUCCUCCUCCUCCUUCUCCGAUUCCGGCACCAGAAAAAAUGCUGCAUGUCAGGUGCUCUACAUCCUGAGGCUGAGACCAGAGCCCUGCAGAAAAGCUCCGACUCCGUGGCUCCUGUCCAGGAGGAGAAGCAGGAUGCUGAGGUGAGAGAGUCCCAACCUGAGAAAGACAGACAGAUGGACAGUCGGGCUGCGGCAUCUGAAGACCCCCAGGAUGUGACCUAUGCCCAGCUGAACAGCCUGAAUCUUGAACAGGAGACAAGGGCACCCCCUUCCUCACGGGCAGGGGAGCUGCCCGCAGAGCCCAUCAUGUAUGCCACUCUGGCCAGGAAGGACGCACACCCCACACUCCAGGGAGGGGACUGCAGGAACCCCAGGAUGCAGUGAGGCUGCCCCCAAGGACCCCUGCGCCUGGGGACCUCUCAUAUGGGAGCAGGAUAUCCUGGAGCUUCAGAAGUCAUCUAAUUCGCCAGAUGAAGAGAAAUACCAGCUCCAUAUUUUUAGAAAGAAAAGAAAACCCUUCUAAAUAACCAGUGGACGAGAGAAGCCAGCCACAGAUGAAGACAGGACUUCUUUUUUUUUUUUUUUUUUUUUACUCCCAUGACAAUGCAAAAAUUCUACAUCAAAGCAUAGUUUUACCUAAAUGGUAAUGUAAAUGCCGUAUGCCGAGACGAAAUGGGGAAAGUCAGUGCCUGAAUGCGGUUCGUGCCAAGAGAGGAGAGCCUGAAAGUCAACAACACAGGCAAUGUUCCAUGGGAGCUAGAGAAAGGAUAGCAAAUUCAUCCCAUGGCACUGGGUGAAAAUCAGAAGACCUUACGCUGAUCACAAAGAAUAAAAAAGAGAACAAUCAA
This is a messenger RNA of Felis catus (domestic cat), 1689 nucleotides long. Its product is annotated as leukocyte immunoglobulin-like receptor subfamily A member 6. The transcript has 10 exons. The coding region runs from base 65 to 1225 and encodes 386 amino acids. The record is from RefSeq and is a predicted model, not a curated record. Gene Ontology annotation, molecular function: inhibitory MHC class I receptor activity. Gene Ontology annotation, biological process: cytokine-mediated signaling pathway. NCBI's taxonomy places the organism in Eukaryota, Metazoa, Chordata, Mammalia, Carnivora, Felidae.